UUUCAGAGUCAAAAGAGUUCUGAUCUAGCCACCCCCCCAAACUGGGAAGUAUGGAUCCCUGAGGACAUCUUUACAAUCAUCUUGGAGGCUGUUUUCUAGAGGGCCUUGGAGACCCACCAGGAUGAUGUGCCUUAAGCUUAUUAAGUUUAUAUCUCUUGCUCUGGGCCUCCUCAUAACAGCUUCCUUUCCCUCCUUUGUGGAAGGCAAGAAGGGUCAGAUGUCAGUCAGUCGCUGCACCUUUUUUGGAGAUGACCACAUCAAAACCUUUGAUGACCUCUUCUACAACUUUGGUGGAGACUGCAGUUACCUCCUGACUGGAGACUGCCAGAAGCACUCUUUCUCCAUUUUAGGGGAUUUUGAAAAUGGCAAGAGGAAAAGUCUCUCUGUGUAUCUUGGGGAAUUUUUUGACAUCCACUUAUUUAUCAAUGGCACCGUGACACAAGGAGACCAAAGAAUCUCCAUUCCUUAUGCCUCCAAAGGGCUCUAUUUAGAAAUGGAGGCUGGUUAUUACAAGUUGUCCAGUGAGGUCUACGGCUUUGUGGCCAAGAUUGAUGCCGAUGGGAACUUCCAGCUUCUAUUGCCUGAAAGACACUUCAAUAGGACCUGUGGACUAUGUGGCAACUUCAAUGACUUUGCAGAAGAUGACUUUAUAACCCAGGAAGGUACCUUGACCUCUGACCCCUACAACUUUGCCAACUCCUGGGCCUUACGCAGUGCAGAGCAUGGGUGUAAGCGAGUCUCUCUUUCAAGUGGCACAUGCAAUAUCUCUUCUGUGGAGAUGAAAAAGGGUUUACAAGAACGGUGCCAGAUUUUGAAAAGCUCUUCAGUGUUUGCCCAGUGCCAUCCCCUGGUGGAUCCUGAGCCUUUUAUUGCUCUUUGUGAAAAAUACUUAUGCCACUGUGCCCAGGAAGAAGGAUGUGCCUGCUCAGUCUUCUUGGAAUAUGCCCGGAAUUGUGCCCAGCAGGGAAUGGUGUUGAAUGAUUGGACUCAUGAUAGCAAAUGUAGGCCAGCAUGUCCUGUCGGCAUGGAGUAUAAGGAAUGUGUGUCACCUUGCACCAGAACCUGUCAGAGCCUACACAUCAAUGAAGUCUGUCAGAACCAAUGCAUCGAUGGCUGCAGCUGUCCUGAGGGGAAGCUGCUUGACAAUGGCCUUUGCGUGGAAAGCUCAGAGUGUUCCUGUGUGCAUUCUGGGAAACACUAUCCUCCUGGCGCCUCCAUCUCCCAGGACUGCAACACAUGCAUUUGCCGAAACAGCCUGUGGAUCUGUAGUAAUGAAGAUUGCCCUGGAGAGUGUCUGGUAACUGGCCAGUCUCAUUUCAAGAGUUUUGACAACAAGUACUUUACCUUCAGUGGGAUCUGCCAGUAUUUACUGGCCCGGGAUUGUCAAGAUCACACCUUCUCCAUUAUCAUAGAAACCGUCCAGUGUGCCAAUGACCCAGAUGCUGUUUGUACUCGCUCGGUCACCCUCCGGCUCCUUCACCUGCACAACAGUAUUGUGAAGUUGAAGCAUGGGGGUCUGGUCUCACUAGAUGGACAGGACAUUCAGAUCCCCCUAAUACAAGGUGACCUCAGGAUCCAGCGGACCGUGAUGGCCUCAGUGCACCUUACCUAUGGAGAGGACCUGCAGAUAGACUGGGAUGGGAGUGGGAAGCUACUGGUGAAGCUGUCUCCAGUAUACUCUGGGAAAACUUGUGGUCUGUGUGGGAAUUACAAUGGCAACAAAGGAGAUGACUUUCUCACCCCUUCUGGCCUGGUGGAGCCUUUGGUGGAAGAUUUUGGAAAUUGCUGGAAACUCAAUGGAGACUGCCAAGAUUUGUUGAAACAGGACAGCGACCCCUGUAAUCUUAACCCUCGGCUAACCAAAUAUGCUGAGGAGUCUUGCUCUCUCUUGACGUCCUCCAAGUUUGAGGCGUGCCACUCUGUGAUCAGCCCAGCUCCCUACUUAAAAAACUGCCACUAUGAUGUCUGCUCUUGCUCGGAUGGGAAAGACUGCCUGUGCUCAGCAGUGGCCAGCUAUGCCUCAGCCUGUGCCAGGAAAGGCAUUAUGAUUGAGUGGAGAGAGCCCAGGCUUUCUGCGGUGGCACUGAGCUGUCCAGAGGGCCAGGUGUAUCAGCAGUGUGGGACUCCUUGCAACCAGAGCUGUCGUUCCCUCUCCUAUCCAGACAUGGAAUGCACUGAGGUUUGCCUUGAGGGCUGUUUUUGUCCUCCUGGGCUAUACACUGAUGAGAAGAGGAACUGUGUGCCCAAAGCCCAGUGCCCCUGUUAUUACGAUGGCGAGAUCUUUCAGCCUGAAGAUAUCUUCUCAGACCAUCACACCAUGUGCUACUGCGAGGAUGGCUUUAUGCAUUGUAGUACCAAUGGACUUCCGGGUGGCCUGUUGCCAGAUGUCAUCCUUAAUAGUCACCCAUCUUCUCGAAUGAAAAGGAGCCUAAGCUGCCGGCCCCCCAUGGUCAAGUUUGUGUGUCCGGCUGACAACCCCCAAGCGGAAGGGAUUGAAUGUGCAAAAACCUGUCAGAACUAUGACUUGGAGUGCGUUAGCCAUGCUUGUGUCUCCGGCUGCCUCUGCCCUCCAGGAAUGGUCCGCCAUGGAAACAGAUGUGUCGCCCUAGAAAGAUGUCCCUGCUUCCACAAGGGCAAAGAAUAUGCCCCAGGAGAAACAGUGAAGAUAGACUGUAAUACUUGUGUGUGCCGUAAUAGAAAAUGGGACUGUACGGACAUGGUGUGCGAUGCCACCUGCUCAGUGAUCGGCAUGGCCCAUUACCUGACCUUCGAUGGCCUCAAAUACACCUUCCCAGGCAAAUGCCAGUAUGUUCUGGUGCAGGACCACUGUGGCAACAACCCUGGAACCUUUCGGAUCCUAGUGGAGAAUGAAGACUGCAGUUUCUCCUCAGUGAAGUGCAGUAAGCGGAUCACCAUUCUGUUUGAGGAGGGAGAGAUCGAACUGUUUGAUGGAGAUGUGAAUGUGAAAAAACGUUUGAAAGAUGAGACUCAUUUUGAAGUGGUGGAGUCAGGCCGCUACUACAUCCUGUUACUAGGCAAAGGGAUCUCCCUUCUCUGGGAUAAGAACAUGGGAAUCUCUGUUAUUCUGAAACAAACAUAUCAGGAGAGAGUGUGUGGUCUGUGUGGGAAUUUUGAUGGCAACCAGAACAAUGACUUCACCAGCAGCAGCCUACAGCUGGAGAUGGGCCCAGUGGACUUUGGGAAUUCUUGGAAAGUGAACCCACAGUGUGCUGACACCAGUGAAGUAUUGCUGGAUGGUGCCCCUGCCAUUUGUCAAAACAAUGUCAUGAAGCAGACGAUGGUGGAUUCCUCAUGUAGGAUCCUGACUAGUGACACCUUCCGAGAGUGCAACAAAUUGGUGGACCCAGAGCCUUAUGUGGAUAUUUGCAUAUAUGACACCUGUUCCUGUGAAUCCAUUGGGGACUGUGCCUGCUUCUGUGAUGCCAUUGCUGCCUAUGCCCACGUGUGUGCCCAGCAUGGUACAGUGGUGAACUGGAGGACUGACACGUUGUGCCCGCAAAGUUGUGAGGAGAAGAAUCAACGAGAAAAUGGCCACGAGUGUGAGUGGCGCUAUAACAGUUGUGCUUCCGCCUGCCCCAUCACAUGCCAGCACCCUGAGCCGCUCUCAUGUCCAGUGCAGUGUGUGGAAGGAUGCCAAAUACACUGCCCUCCAGGGAAGAUCCUGGAUGAACUGUUACAGACUUGUAUUGACCCCACGGACUGCCCUGUAUGUGAGUUGGAGGGUCGGCGCUUUUCACAAGGAAAGAGAAUCUACUUGAACCAGGAUGAUCCCAAACUCUGCAAACACUGCCACUGUGAUGGUGUGAACUUGACCUGUGAAGCCUGCCAGGAGCCAGGAGAUCUGCAAUUGGCCCCAUCAUUGACAACCGCUGCCCCAACUAUGGCAUAUGAUGAAGAGACUCCUGAGCCUCCCUUGCAUAGCUUCUACUGUAGCAAGAUGCUGGACUUGGCCUUCUUGUUGGAUGGCUCCUCCAAGCUGUCAGAGGCUGAGUUUGAGGUGCUGAAGGCUUAUGUAGUGGGCAUGAUGGAGCGUUUACACAUCUCUCAGAGGCGCAUCCGGGUGGCUGUGGUGGAAUACCAUGAUGGUACCCACUCCUACAUUGACUUGAAGGACCGGAAACGGCCAUCAGAGCUUCGUCGGAUCACCAGUUCUGUGAAGUAUGCUGGUGGCAAGGUGGCUUCCACCAGUGAGGCCCUGAAGUAUACCCUCUUCCAUAUCUUUGGCAAAGCUGACCGCCCUGAAGCGUCUCGGAUUGCCUUGCUUCUGACGGCCAGUGAGGAGCCCCCUCCUAUGGCCAGGAGUAUAGUCCGCUACGUCCAAGGCCUGAAGAAGAAGAAGGUCAUUGUGAUCCCAGUGGGCCUAGGGCCCCAUGCCAGCCUUAAGCAGAUUCGUCUCAUUGAGAAGCAAGCACCAGAAAACAAGGCCUAUUUACUUAGUGGUGUGAAUGAGCUGGAGCAAAGGCGGGAUGAGAUCCUAGGCUACCUCUGUGACCUGGUACCUGAUAUCCCUGUUGCUACCAUCCCCUCCCAGAUAGUACAGGUUACUAUGAGUCCACAACUCUUGGCUUCCCCAACCUCUUUACACAGUAGACACAUGAUUCUGGAUGUAGUGUUUGUGCUAGAAGGCUCAGACAGAAUAGGUGAAGCCAACUUCAACAAGAGCAAAGAGUUCAUGGAGCAGGUGAUUCAACGGAUGGAUGUGAGCCAAGGGAGCAUCCACAUUUCCAUCAUACAGUACUCCUAUACAGUGACUGUGGAGUUCUCCUUCAAUGAAACUCAGUCUAAGAGACAUAUCCUAGAGAAGAUACAGCAGCUACACUAUCGGGGCGGCAAUAGGACCAACACUGGGAAGGCCCUUGAAUACCUUUCUGAGAAUACCUUCUCUUCCAGCCAAGGCAUUCGGAAGGAAGCACCCCAUCUAGUAUACAUGGUAGUGGGCAAUCCUGCCACGGAUGAGAUCAAACGUUUACCCCAGGAUGUUCAGGUGAUCCCCAUUGGUGUGGGCCCCCAAGCUGACAUCCGUGAGCUGGAGAUGAUCAGUCGGCCCAAUGCUCCAAUCAUGAUAAAUGACUUUGACAGACUCCCUUGGGAGGCUCCAGAUCUGGUUCUGCAGAGGUGCUGCUCUGAUGAAGGACUAAGGCUGCCCACACUACCGCCAGCCCUAGAUUGCACUCAGCCCUUGGACAUAGUUCUCCUCUUGGAUGGCUCCUCCAACGUCCCAGCUUCUUAUUUUGAAGAAAUGAAGAAUUUCGCCAAGGCCUUUAUUAAGAAGGCUAAUGUGGGGCCUCAUGCCACUCAGAUAUCAGUGCUCCAGUAUGGAAGUAUCACCACCAUUGAUAUUCCGUGGAAUGUACCCCAGAAUAAAGAAUACCUACUGAGCCUUGUGGACCCUAUGCAGCUUGAAGGGGGCCCCAGCCAAAUAGGGAAUGCAUUGAAUUUUGCUGUCAGAUAUGUCACAUCGGAAAUCCAUGGUGCGAGGCCGGAUGCUUCAAAGGUGAUAGUCAUCUUGAUAACAGCAAUGUCUAUAGAUUCUGUGGAUUCAGCAGCUGAUGCAGCCAGAGCCAGCCGAGUGUCAGUAUUCCCCAUCACGAUUGGCCAUCAAUACGAUACAUCGCAGGUGAGGAGAUUGGCAGGGACAGCUUCCUCCUCCAACAUCAUGGAACUCCAGCGAAUUGAAGAUCUCUCCACUAUGGUUGUCUUAGACAACGCAUUUAUGCACAAGCUAUGCUCUGGUUUCUCCAAAGUCUGUUUGGAUGAAGAUGGGAAUCAAAAGAGACCUGGGGACCGGUGGAUGUUGGCUGAUAAGUGCCAUACUGUAACCUGUCUGCCAGAUGGCCAGACUGUGAUGGAGAGUCAUCGGAUCAAUUGUGAGAAUGCGCCCAGACCCACAUGCCCUAACAGCCAGCCUGCUGUGAAGGUAGAGGAGACCUGCGGUUGUCGCUGGACCUGCCCCUGUGUAUGUAUGGGAAGCUCAACCCGACACAUCGUGACCUUUGAUGGCCAGGACUUCAAGCUGACUGGCAGCUGUUCCUAUGUCCUGUUUGAAAGCAAAGAGCAAGACCUGGAGAUCAACCUUCACAAUGGGGUCUGUAACCCUGGGAUGAAGCCCACCUGCAUGAAGUCCGUAGAAGUCAAACACAAGGGCCUGUCUAUCCAGCUCCACAGUGACAUGGAGGUGACCGUGAAUGGGAGGCUGAUUUCACUUCCCUAUGUGGAUGAAGAUAUGGAAGUCAACACCUAUGGGGCCAUCAUGCAUGAGAUCCGGUUCUCCCACUUGAACCACAUCUUCACAUUCACGCCACAGAACAAUGAAUUUCAGCUACAGCUCAGCCCCAAGACCUUUGCCUCCAAAACCUAUGGACUCUGUGGGAUUUGUGAUGAGAAUGGGGCUAACGACUUCAUGCUGAGGGAUGGCACAGUCACCACAGACCACAAGGCACUCAUCCAGGAGUGGACAGUCCAGGACCCGGGCACCACAUGUGAACCUGUCGCAGAGGAACAGUGUCUGGACUCCAGUAGCUCCCACUGCCAGGUCCUCAUGUCCUCCAUAUUUGCUGAGUGCCACCGAGUCCUUUCCCCUACCACAUUUUACGCCAUUUGCCAGCAGAACAGCUGUCACCAGGAGCAAGUGUGUGAGGUGAUUUCCUCCUAUGCCCACCUGUGCCGGACACAUGGAGUCUGUGUCAACUGGAGGAUGACAGACUUCUGCGCUAUGAAGUGCCCACCCUCCAUGGUGUACCAUCACUGCCAGCAGGUCUGCCCUCAGAAUUGUGAUGGUAACUCAAGCACGUGUGUGGACUAUCCCUCAGAAGGCUGCUUCUGUGCCCCUGAGCAGGCGAUACUAGAGGGGAAAUGUGUCCCCAAGGAAGCCUGUACCCAAUGCAUCAGUGAAGACGGUGAACAUCAUGAGUACCUGGAAACAUGGGUGCCUUUUGGCCAGCCCUGUCAGAUCUGCAUGUGUCUCAACAAUCGGAAGAUCAACUGCACCUCGCAGCCUUGCCAUACAGCCAGAUCCACCACUUGUGGUCCCUGUGAAGUAGCCCGUUUGCAACAGAAUCCAGACCAAUGCUGUCCAGAGUAUGAGUGUGUUUGUGACCCAGGAAGCUGUGAAGUGCCCCCUGUACCUCACUGUGAAGAUGGUCUUCAGCCGGUGCUGACCAACCCAGGGGAAUGCAGACCAAAUUAUGUCUGUGCUUGCAAGGAGGAGGAGUGUAAAAAUGAGCCUAUCCCUUCAUGCCCUCCACACCGGACGCUGACUCCCAGGAAGACAAAAUGCUGUACUGAGUAUGAGUGUGCUUGCAGCUGUUUCAAUUCCACUGUGAGCUGCCCCCUGGGAUACCUGUCCUCCUCCAUCACUAAUGACUGUGGUUGUAUUAGUACCACCUGCAUCCCUGACAAGGUUUGUGUGCACCAAGGCACUGUCUAUCCUGUGGGGCAGUUCUGGGAGGAAGGCUGCAAAACCUGCACCUGCACCAACAUGGAGGAUGCUGUCGUGGGCCUGCAUGUGGCCGAGUGUUCUGAGAAGCACUGUGAUGAGAGCUGCCAGCUGGGCUUCACCUAUGUGUCUCAGGAAGGCCAGUGCUGCGGGAAAUGCUUACCAUCAGCCUGUGAGGUGGAGGGUGGCUCGUUCCGGGGUGACUCAGAGACUCAUUGGAAGGAUGUUGGCUCACAAUGGAGUUCCCCUGAGAACCCUUGCCUCAUCAAUGAGUGUGUGCGAGUGAAGGAUCAAGUCUUUGUCCAGCAGAGGAAUGUCUCCUGCCCUCAGUUAGAUGUCCCUACCUGCCCAAUGGGCUUCCAGCUGAGCUGUAGUCAGGCCACAGGAUGUUGCCCUUCCUGUAGUUGUGAACCUGUUCAGGGCUGUGUGGUCAAUGAUACUAUCAUUAGGCCGGGGGGCAGCCUGAUGGUGGAUCCAUGUACUACCUGCCGUUGCAACCUGCAGAGCGGGACUGUCCUCAAAUAUAGAUUGGUGUGUGGAAAGGUUACUUGUCAGCCCUGUCCCCAGGGUUACAGGGAGGAGAAGGCAGAGGGAUCUUGCUGUGGAAAGUGUCUGCCCGUUGCCUGUACUAUCCAACUGAGAAGGGGAACUAUCAUGGCGCUACAGGCCAAUGAGACUAUACGGGAUGGCUGUGAUAGCCACUACUGCAGGAUCAGUGAGAAAGGAGAAUUUAUUUGGGAACGGAGAGUGACUGGGUGCCCACCCUUCAACCAACAGAAGUGUCUGGCUGAUGGGGGUAAAGUUGUGAAAAUUCAAGGCACUUGCUGUGAUACAUGUAUCGAGCGUGAUUGUAAAGAUAUCACUGCCAGAUUACAGUAUGUGAAAAUUGGACCUUGCAAGUCAGAAGUGGAAGUCAAUAUUCAUUAUUGUGAGGGUAAAUGUCCCAGCAAGGCCAUCUACUCCAUUGAUGUCCAGGAUGUACAAGAGCAGUGUUCAUGCUGCUCUCCAACUCAAAUAGAGCCUCUGAGGGUCCCCCUACAGUGCACCAAUGGCUCUGUGGUGUACCAUGAUAUUUUCAAUGCCUUGAAGUGCCAAUGUUCCCCCCGGAAAUGCACCACAUGAAGCUUUUCAGCAAUGGAGGAGGGGACCUGCCUUUGCUUGCUGCUGAAGAAACCAAGCCUUUGGUUCCUGUUGACCUCCCUGGGACCACUUCUUAGCCUUUCUGUACAGGGGUCCCCUUUCCCCUACAGCCCCACAAUAAAGUC
Messenger RNA from Dromiciops gliroides (monito del monte), 8721 nucleotides. RefSeq names its product von Willebrand factor (gene VWF). Gene Ontology annotation, molecular function: electron transfer activity; heme binding; protein binding. The transcript is spliced from 52 exons. NCBI's taxonomy places the organism in Eukaryota, Metazoa, Chordata, Mammalia, Microbiotheria, Microbiotheriidae. Bases 122 to 8578 code for a protein of 2818 amino acids. Gene Ontology annotation, biological process: blood coagulation; cell-substrate adhesion. The record is from RefSeq and is a predicted model, not a curated record. Gene Ontology annotation, cellular component: extracellular matrix.